CUGGGUUUCUUUGCUGGCUCUGGGCGGGGCUAAUCAGCGAAUUACACAUUCACCAUGGUUGCUCUUUGCCCCCUGCUGGAGGCCUGGGGUUUAGAGCCAUAAAAAUUUCACCGCCUUUCCCAUCAGCCCUUGCAGCUCCCUUUAUAGCCCUGGGCAAGUGGCCCAGCUGGGAGGGGCGUGGCCAAAGCAGGAAAUCCUCAUGCAGGCCUGGCUCAGGGACACCCAGCUCCUCAGAGGCAGACCGGACUCUGUUGACGCAAUGGAGGGCCCGUCCGCUGCGGGAGAUUCUGCUGCCCCCCCAGCCGACCCCACAGGGGGAGCCCCGGAACCGGGGUGCGAUGGGCCAGGAGUUACAGAUCCAGCCCCCACGCUCAGCCCCACCUGCCGCUUCUUCCUGGCGGGCAGUUGCCGCUUCGGGGCCCGCUGCCGGAACCCCCACCCCGGCGCCCCGCCUGCCGCCCCCCAGCCGCCCCCCAAAUGCCCCAGCAAGAAGCCCCCCAUGAAGACAGCCGGGGACGUCGUCUCCCGCAUCCUCUGGGACCGCCAGCUGCCGCCCGGCACGUUCACCGUGGGCCACCUGGAUCGCUUCUCUGGCGUGCGGGAAGACGCCUUCACGGCCUUCUCCUGGGAGGACCUGGCCUCGGUUGGGCCGGAGGUGCUGGCCAUACCCCAGCACAGGAUCCAGUAUUUCAAAUACCGCGACCGCGUAGUGUGGGACAAAGCCAGCCGGCUGGACGACGUCUUCGGCUCCACUGGGGGUGGCCGGACCAUCCUGGAGGUGAUGGAGGAAGAGGCCGGGCGCCAACAGGCCGUGGGAAUGGGGGAUGGUGGCUCAGCUGGGGGAUGCUCGCCGGCCGGUGGAGCCGGGGUGCCAGAGGAAGCCGUAGCUCCGGAGAGCGAAGAGGAGGAUGAAGAUGCCGAAGCUGAGCCAGGAGCCCUGAGCCGCCCCCCAGUGGCCUCGCAGCCCCCACGCCCCACCCAUUUUGUGGCCGUGCGCAUCACCAGCCCGGAGCUGCGGGGCUCGGUGGCCCGGCUCCAGGAGGCCCUGACCCAGGCCAACCCCGGCUUGGCUGAGUUCUGUGCCCCACUGCCCACCCUCCACCUCACCCUCUGCCUCCUCCGGCUGGACGGUGCUGGCGAGAUGCAGGCGGCCGUCACCGCCCUGCGGGAGCUGCAGGCUGAGCACCGGCACCUCCUGCCGCCUACCCCGCUCCUGCGCUUCCGGGGCCUGGGCACCUUCCAGGGCCGGGUGCUGUACGCCGCCCCCGCGCCAGGCCCGGAGCUGGCAGGGCUGGCCCACGCCCUGGAGCAGGGAUUUGUCUGCAAGGGGCUGACUGUCUUCCCGCUCCCAGCCCACGAUUGCUUCCAUCUCACCGUGGCCAAGAUCCCGGCGGGUGGGGAGCUGAAGCUGAGCCUGCCCGCAGAGCCCCCCGGGGAGGAGCUGGGGACCCAGGCAGUGGAAUCGCUGUGUCUGUGCCAGGUGGGCAGGGGCAGACGGACGGAUGGGUUUUACAGCACCCUUGUGGAGCUGGAUCUGUACUGAGGGGGUGCCCUACACCCCUCCCCAAAUCCAGAGGAGCUGGGGCCCUACUGACCUUUCUAUCCACCCCCCCAAAUCAAAACUUGAGGGGAGGGCAGCUCUUCUCUCAGGUCCCCUCAUCAAGAUGAAAGCUGGGAGCUGGACUCCUGGGCUGUCCCCACUGCAGGGAGGGGAAUGGGGCCUAGUAGUUAUGGGGGCAGGCAGGGCUGAGAGCCGGACUCCUGGGUUCCAUGUGCAGCUUUGGGAGGAGAGUGGGACUGAGUGAUUAUAGCAGGGGUGUAGGGAGCCAGGAUUCCUGGGUUCUAUCUGCAGCUUUGGGAGGAGCAGGGGAUUGAAUGAUUAUAGUGGGGGUGUAGGGAGCCAGGACUCCUGGGUUCUAUCUGCAGCUCAGAAAGGAGCAGGGACAUCUGGGAGCCAGGAUGCCUGGGUUCUAGCCCCAAGCUCUGCUCCCCAAUUCACCUUGCCCCCAUGCAUAUAAUCCCCUUCCCUGGCAUCUCCCCCCCUUUCCUAAACCCCAAGUCAUUCACCCAGCCAGCAGCCUCUGAGGAGGGAGGUCCUAGCUGAGAUGCAGGGCCCGGCUCAUUGUACAACCUGCCUGGGGUGGACCCAGGGAGCUCCUGCCUCUGGUCCUUUGCCAGCUGGCUCGCUCCAUGGCAAAGGGUCCCGCAACCCAGGCUCCCACCCAGCUGCUGCAGCUGGAAGACAGGGGGUUGAGCCCCGGUCUGUCCCCCUCACCCCUGUGGGUUUGCACAUGUUGCCCCACAACACGGACGUGUCUUUUCAAGCAAUUUUCUCUACAAUCAACGGCAAUUUUCCCAGCUGCUUCCUCCCCUUUAUACCCAAAUCAGGAACAGCCCGGGUGAACCCAUACCAAGGAAACACCCGUUCCCAAGCAGCUCUCUCUGUGCCUCUCUCUAAAUUCCAAUCACUGUAGCUAGAAACAGUCUUUGGUCAGCGUGUGCAGACGAUGAAAUUGGCAUCUAACCCGUUCCAGCCUCUUGCUACGGAUAGGAACGGGCCGAUCUGCGGCCUUUGCUGGUGCUAGCAAAGGACUAGACUAACGGCUCUCGCUCAAGCAGGAAUUCAUUCACAGCAGGGGUAGGGGCUUGUCUUCUACAGUUCAGACUCAAUGAUGACCAAAGAUGCGGAGAGUCCAGCGGGAUUCUCCAAACCAGCUUAGCACUAUGAAGGUUAAGCAAGCCCGGCCACUUUAUGCCACAUUAGGCACCUGUCUGCAUCUUUCAGCAUCUAAAAUCCCUUUGGAAAUCUGGCCAGGAGCGAUUUGCCCAAGGUCACAGGCACUAGGGAAAACGCCGGCAUCCCAAUUCCCACAUGGGAGCCCCUGAUCCAGUCUCAAGAAAAUAAAAAGAGGACAGUGGCCCAAAGCA
Molecule: messenger RNA, 2928 nt
Organism: Caretta caretta (loggerhead turtle)
Lineage: Eukaryota; Metazoa; Chordata; Testudines; Cheloniidae
Gene: LENG9
Product: leukocyte receptor cluster member 9
Molecular function (GO): metal ion binding
Source: RefSeq, a predicted model, not a curated record